Molecule: messenger RNA, 327 nt
Organism: Pyrus x bretschneideri (Chinese white pear)
Lineage: Eukaryota; Viridiplantae; Streptophyta; Magnoliopsida; Rosales; Rosaceae
Exons: 2
Coding region: 1-327 (108 amino acids)
Source: RefSeq, a predicted model, not a curated record
AUGAGCGGCAAGGCUUUGCAAGUUGCUAAGGUGUACCGUCACCUUCUCAAGGCCAUGAAGAAACACGUUGCGAAAGAAGAGAAUAAGAGGCAUUUUAUAAAGUACGCAACUGAAGAAUUUAGGAACAACUGCAAACUGUCAGACCCAUCUUCCAUUCAGCGUAAGAAGCUUGCCGAGAACUACACUUUACUUCUCAAUAGUGUGCACCAUCACAAGGACUUGUUCUCUUACAACAUUGCUGUGGAUAGAACAGAUGAGAUGAAGAGAGUGCUUGGAAAAUCAGCUGCAAGCGUGGGGCUUCAACUUCCCGACGUUUAUCAGCCUUGA